AUGCUGCUCCUCCUCCUCGCAGCCGGGCGACCCGCCGCACCCGGCCGUGCGGCGCACAUGCGAACGGCGGACGAGACGAGGACGGCGGCGGCGGAGCGGCAGGCUGUGAGUGACACCCUCGAGCGCGUCCUUGAGAGCGCAAAGCGUGGCGCGACAGUCGGAGACCUGCUUGACGAGGCCAAGAGCAGGCUCACAAAUCUGGACGAGGCUGCACGCUCUCAAAUCGCAUCAGCUUUGGACGAGCGCGAUGCUGCGAGGCUUGCGGCGAGGAGGAGCGAUGCUGCGCGCGAAGCGGCGGUCGCUCGCGCUGCGGAGUCCGAGGGCGCGGCGCGAGAGGCCGAGCUGGCCCGCGCUACCAUGGAGGCGUCCAUGCACGCGGCGCAGUCGGAGAUUGCGAAAGUUCACGUCGAGCUCGAGGAGGCCAAGGCGCGGGCCGCGGCAGCGGAGGAGGCGGAGGCGAGGGCGGCCGCGAUGCUGUCCGAGGGGAAGGAGUUUUGGUCGGAGCGGGUCGGAGACCUCGACGACGCGCUCGAAUCGCAGCAGGACCAGCUCGCGCGGAUGGAGCGGGCGCUGCGCGAGAAGUCAGACGAGGUGGAGCGGCUCGAGGCUCUGGCGGAGGCGUCGCGGACGUCGUCCAAGGAUGAGUUGUCGGCAGCGGAGCUCGCAAAGCGCGAGCUGGAGACGCAGCUGCGGAGCGCCGCCCUCGAGGCGAGCUGCGCCGGGGAGCGAGCGCGCGAGCUCGAGGCGCAGCACGGCGCGUGCCACGACCUCGCCCUGUGGAGAGCGCCUCUUCACACCUCCCGCUGUGAGCAGCUGGUCGCCGACGUGUUUUGCGAAUCGGCUGGAGGCGGCAAAGGUGAGAGCUCGGGAGGCGGGGGCGGCAUCUUCUCUGGCGGCUCCGACGGCGAAGGAGAGGGCGAAGAUGGCAGUGGCGGCGGCGGCGAGGCCGGCGACGGCGGCGGCGAGGCUGGCGACGGCGGUGGCGAGGACGGCGGCGGCGUCGACGGGAACGCUGAGGGCGGCGGUAGUGACGGCGAGGCGGAUGGCGGCGGCGUUGACGGGGACGCUGAGGGCGGCGGCAAUGAUGGCGAGGCAGAGGGCGGCGGAGGCGAGGGCGAGGCGGACGGCGGCGGCGGCGGCGGCGGCAAAGGCGAUGCUGAGGGCGGCGGCAAUGACGGCGAGGCAGAGGGCGGCGGAGGCGCGGGCGAGGCGGACGGCGGCGGCGGCGGCGGCAAAGGCGAUGCUGAGGGCGGCGGCAAUGACGGCGAGGCAGAGGGCGGUGGAGGCGCGGGCGAGGCGGACGGCGGCGGCGGCGGCGGCGGCAAAGGCGAUGCUGAGGGCGGCGGCGGCGGCGGCGGCAAAGGCGAUGCUGAGGGCGGCGGCGGUGACGGAGUCGGCGAGGGCGGUGGUGAGGGCGGCGGUGCCGGAGUCGGCGAGGGCGGUGGUGAGGGCGGCGGUGCCGGAGUCGGUGAGGGCGGUGGUGAGGGCAACUGCGAUGGCAAGGGCAACAGUGAUGGAGGACGAUCAAGUGUCGCGACCAAUGGUUGCGGCUUGGACGCAGAAGGCGGGAGUUGGGUCGCAGGCACUGAAGUAGUGAGUGUCGGCGCCGAAUUGAGUGGUGACGGCGCCGACGUGAGUGCUGACGGCGCCGCGAUUGCCAGGAUCGCUAUCGAGCCGCCAGACCGCAGCAUCUGCCACCGGCGAUUCGAUGCAGACAGCCGCCGAGUAGGGGGAAAAGAAACAGAGAAACCAUUGGGUUUGUACUAUUAA
Molecule: messenger RNA, 1770 nt
Organism: Emiliania huxleyi CCMP1516
Lineage: Eukaryota; Haptophyta; Isochrysidales; Noelaerhabdaceae
Exons: 2
Coding region: 1-1770 (589 amino acids)
Source: RefSeq, a predicted model, not a curated record